This is a messenger RNA of Paramuricea clavata, 326 nucleotides long. NCBI's taxonomy places the organism in Eukaryota, Metazoa, Cnidaria, Anthozoa, Malacalcyonacea, Plexauridae. The record is from the annotation of a GenBank genome assembly.
CUAAGUCGGACCUACAGUUGAGAUUGGCAAAUACAAAGAGCAACAGAACAGGGAGAGUUGAAAUAUUUCAUCCUUCCUUUGGCUGGGGUACUGUCUGUGAUGACGCAUGGAAUGAUGCCGACAGUGGCGUUGUCUGCCGUCAGUUGGGUUUCACUGGAGUGUACGCGACAAGGGAGGAAGCUUACUAUGGUCGCGGGACUGGUUCAAUAUUGCUUGACGAUGUGAAGUGCACUGGCAAGGAAUCAUUCAUAUGGGAUUGCAGUCACCCUGGGUGGAAUAAACACAACUGUGGCCAUUAUGAAGAUGUCGGUGUAGACUGUAACUGA